UCUUCAUAAGUGAACACAUCUACUACAAGUUGAACGUAGAUAGAGUGCGGCAAAAAAUGAAACGACGCAGCAUUCUCGAUGGAUCAUGCUUUGUAUUACCGCGUAAUAUCAUGCGAGUGUUGUAAACAUCCAUAAACACAGCCAUGCGUGCUGAUUGCAUCAUAAUCACAACAUUGCUCUCUGUUUUCCCGGUGCUGCAGCAUGUGGUCACUGGUCAAGGGCAUCAUGAGUGUCCAUUGGGUUGUCGAUGUGAUUUCGAAUCGCAGUACAAACGUGUUCGCUGUGAAGUUACGGACAGUGGAAUUGUUAUAAAUUUUCAUGAUAUCGAUUCUGAUAUACAUUUUUUAGAAAUUUUACCCCGACAACGCGGUAGAAUUGACACAUUCGGCCCUUCAUUACCCGAUGUAUUCUUGGAUUUUCCAUUUUUAGAAAGAUUAAUUAUACGGAAUAAUGGAAUUACUAACAUUCCUUCUAAUACAGCACGGCAGUUAUCAAAACUGAGGGCCUUGGAUGUAUCUCAAAACGAGAUCUCUUCACUGCGAGGCUUAUCUUUGGAUAUUCUUUCUGGAUUGGAAUCGCUUGAGCUUUCUUCCAACUUUCUUCGGUCCAUCGAGUCCGGAGAGUUCCAACGAUUGGUCCGUUUGAGAUUCCUUGGAUUAAGUUCCAACAAGAUUCAGUCAUUAUCCCCCACUGCCUUUGACAACCUGCACAAUUUAGAAACACUAGAUCUAGCCGGUAACCUUCUUCGGGAUUUGCCAGUUGGUAUAUUGUCUCGGUCCGGUCGGCUACAGUACUUGGAUUUAAGCGGCAACCAGUUUAGCUCGGUACCACAGGAAACUCUUAGCAUUAGAGGACUAACCAAUUUGCUUUUGGACGAUAAUCAAAUUACCACUGUCUCGUCUUCUGUGGUUACCUUUUGGAGAUCACCAUCUCUGCAAGCAGUUACGCUCUCAAACAAUCCAAUACUAUGCGACCGUUCUGUUACCGACUUCGUCAGUUGGGUGCAGACGGCUGAAGGCGCGCGCAAGGUCUGCAAUGCUGACCAGCGAGAUGGUCGCCGGCGGCCGUGUCCGUCUUGUAGUCAGCCGCGGGUGUUAGCCGGUUUACCGGUUAACGAGCUUAAUCUGCGCGAUCUUGGGCAGUCGGAUCAGCCAGGUGGCACAGGCAGUUCUCACCCGAACAGUGGCGGUGGCUUCGUGACCUUUCAAGUCGGCGAUCCCAGCGAAAGAUUAACAGCCGGAUCGAAUUCAACACGAGAUACCGGAGUUCAACGGCAAAUCUAUGAUCUGACGGAUAGAGUGCGGAGAAGCCUGCCCGAUGCUGGGGUGGAAUGUUCAGCAACGAAAUGCUACAUUUUCUCUGCAGGCGGCACAAGGAGUUGGUCAACUGCACAGUCAACGUGCCGUGAUCUGGGGCUGGACCUGGCCGAAAUCGGAAAUCCUGCAGAACAAAAGGAACUUAUGUCCUUGUUGAUUAAAUCGGUUCAGGAAAAUGCGCACCGCUCAUCGCCUAGUCGGGGAUGGUGGAUUGGGUUGCGGUACAGUCCACGACGGCGCGAGACAUCAUAUGCCACCACGGGACGAAUAGCGUCUUAUACAAAUUGGGCGGCUGGCCGGCCAAAUUUAAUUGGAUUUAGUGAUGAAUGCGUGGAGCUCCUGGACAUUGGCCAGUGGAAUGAUGGACCUUGUACCCUGCACAUCGACAACCAGUUCGUCUGUCAGACCAUGCUGUCUUCUAAUCAGCAAACUGAUACGCGCAGUGCGAGAAGCCCUUUUACUCCUCAAAGACAAUCAGCGGAUAGUGCAUUUUUUACCAUUGUGGAAUAAGGACAUGACGUUUUAUCGAAUAAUGUUAAUUGUCUUGUUGUCUCAGGAGAGCGCUUACGUCAGACGGUCACGACUCCCACAAAAUUUAAUAAAAACCGAUAAUUUUAUCUCUAUGAGUUACUAAUUAUGAACAAGUCGAAUACUAAGAACAAAUAGAUAUUUAUUAAUACCCUUCUGUGAAAUUUGUGAGUUAUGGAUAAGAUUGACAUGCGUGUACUUAUUACGCGGUUGUUUUCUUUUUGCGAUGGCCCGAAGGCUACUGUAGUAACGAAUACACCGGUUGAAAGAAGCUUUCGGCUAAUUUCAUAAAAUCACAUGGAUGUGA
Molecule: messenger RNA, 2151 nt
Organism: Paramacrobiotus metropolitanus
Lineage: Eukaryota; Metazoa; Tardigrada; Eutardigrada; Parachela; Macrobiotidae
Exons: 6
Coding region: 144-1826 (560 amino acids)
Cellular component (GO): extracellular matrix
Molecular function (GO): protein binding
Source: RefSeq, a predicted model, not a curated record